GAAGUAGCGGGUCGUCACUAGUUACCAUAGCCACAAAGUGGUAAACCUCGUCCAUUUCUACAAUUUAUCUUCUUAAAAUGUGAUCUUAAACCUAACCCACUGCUAACCUUAUGCCUAACCUUAAAUUAAGACCAAAAGGGAACAAAAGAGAUUUGUACAAUUUCGACUUUGUGGCUGUGGUAACUAGUGGACACCGACGUAAUGUGACGCCAUGAUAACAUCCGGUGAGUGACCUGGACUGCUCCGUCCUCCAACAUCAAAUUCAUCAUCUAACAGUGGGUCAUACCAGUUCAAGAGCAUAAACGUCAUGGUUUUCGAGGAGAAAAUGAUCCUGAACGGGGAACCUGAAGAUGAAGAGGAGGAAGAAGAGGAGGAGGAAGAUAUGGUGGACCCCCUUGAGGUUGUGCGGGACAAGUGUGCGCAGGCAGAGCACUGCGUCCACGCCAGGGCGAAACUGGAGGACUGUGAAUCCAGGGUCGGCUCCAAGUCCGAAACCAGAGAGGACUGCACCGAGGAGCUUUUCGACUUCCUCCAUGCGCGGGACCACUGUAUGAACGUGGUACCUUCAGACGUUUGGAAAUUGCUCCCAAGGAUGAACCAGGUCUUGGCUGAUUUCUUUAGAUUUUCCCAUGAUGUCAAGCAAAGAGGCACUGAGUUUGAAGGUGGCUCACAAAGUCUUUCAUUCUGUCAAGUAAAGUCCCUCCAGCUCCCUGCACUACUGGUGGAAGUUCCUUGUCAGAUAUAGACAACUACCAUUUAACUUAAGUGACACGUACCUGGUUUUAAAGGAUUCCUCUGAGUCUAAGUUGUAACCUCAUACACACUGUAUCUGUUCAUGUGAAUAAAUUAUAAAUGAAGUGUUGAA
Salmo salar (Atlantic salmon) is the source of this 865-nucleotide messenger RNA. The record is from RefSeq and is a predicted model, not a curated record. Lineage: Eukaryota; Metazoa; Chordata; Actinopteri; Salmoniformes; Salmonidae.